Mugil cephalus (flathead mullet) is the source of this 6456-nucleotide messenger RNA. RefSeq names its product ELKS/Rab6-interacting/CAST family member 1-like. Gene Ontology annotation, molecular function: structural constituent of presynaptic active zone. Gene Ontology annotation, cellular component: cytoskeleton of presynaptic active zone. Bases 396 to 3797 code for a protein of 1133 amino acids. Lineage: Eukaryota; Metazoa; Chordata; Actinopteri; Mugiliformes; Mugilidae. The transcript is spliced from 22 exons. Gene Ontology annotation, biological process: neuromuscular synaptic transmission; maintenance of presynaptic active zone structure; regulation of synaptic plasticity. The record is from RefSeq and is a predicted model, not a curated record.
CGCGCGCAGGAGGCUUGACGUCACUGAGGCGCCCUGGCUCUCCUGAGCCGCUGGCGAAAAAAAAAGAUGGGAAAAUCAGAUGCACAUUUACCGAGAAAUUGAUGUAAAAUGACCGCUUUUGCUGACGAUUUCCACUUGACAGAAGACCCAGUGUCGGCACCGAUUUGAGCCCCGGCAGACAACGAGAAAGAUCGGUGUCAUCCCUUGUAGCACAGGAUACCUCCUCUCUGACCUCUCUUGUAUCAUGAACGUUGUGCCCAUUGUCCCCAGUUGAAGGACGAUCACCGACAUAUUCGCUCCACUGGCGAGAGUCAAAACUGCAAAAACCUGUAAGGACACACUUGGGGCUGUAGUUCAGUUUUUGCGUUGAGCGGCUGUCUCCGAUUAAGCGGAAGAUGUACGGUAGCGCCCGCUCCGUUGGCAGAGGGGAUGCCAAUCAUAGUGGUGGAAGAGAUGGAGGCGGUGCUGGCAAUCAGGGAUCCGGCCGCUCCCCUCGCCUUCCCCGCUCUCCCCGGAUGGGACACCGUCGUACCAACAGCACCGGAGGCAGCGGAGGGGGUCCGGGAGGAGCAGGAGGGAAGACGCUUUCCAUGGAGAACAUCCAGUCCCUAAAUGCUGCCUAUGCCACCUCCGGACCAAUGUACCUGAGCGAUAAUGAGGUCGCCAUGGCGGGUGACCACCUCCCCAAAAGCGGUGGGACUGUGACGACCAUGGGGAGACAAAGGGUGACAUACGGGUCACGAGGUAGCAACAGCGGAGUUGUAGCCGCGAGCACUCCCAAUAUCUCCACCUCAGUGCCUGGCAAUGCGGUGCUGCCUGUAGGCAUGAUGGCUGGCGAUGCUCUAGCAUUCGGGGACCACCACAUGGCGUCCACAGUGCCCCAUUCUCUGAGGCAGGCCAGAGACAACACCAUACUUGACCUGCAGGCCCAACUUAAAGAGGUUCUGCGUGAGAAUGAGAUGUUGCGACGAGAUGUGGAGGUUAAGGAGAGCAAACUCAGUUCCUCCAUGAACUCUAUCAAGACCUUCUGGAGCCCAGAAUUAAAAAAGGAACGGGCUCUUAGGAAGGAUGAGGUUUCGAAGAUUAACGUCUGGAAGGAACAAUAUCGUGUUAUUCAAGAUGAAGCGCAGCAUCUCCAGAUGACUGUUCAGGCUCUUCAGGAUGAGUUGAGGAUCCAGAGGGACCUGAACCAGCUGCUCCAGCAGGAUCCCGCCAGCCACGGACGGGACCUGGCUUUGACAUCCGAACCCACGGAGGAGAACUACCGGCGGCUACAGGGCGAGUAUGAGAGGCAGGCCAAAGAGCUGUUCCUCCUUAGGAAGACCCUGGAGGAGAUGGAGCUGAGGAUUGACACACAAAAGCAAACCCUGGGAGCCAGAGAUGAGUCCAUCAAGAAACUUCUGGAGAUGCUGCAGAGCAAAGGGCCGUCUGCCAAGGCCUCAGAGGAGGACCAGGAGAGGACCAGGAGGCUGGCUGAUGCAGAGAUGCAUCGGCAUCACCUUGAGAGCUUACUGGACCAGAGAGACAGAGAGAUAACGGCACUAAGAGAGGAGCUGCACCGUCGAUACGAAGGAACCCCAGAGUCGACCAAAACUAAAGCUCUUCAGACUGUCAUCGACAUGAAGGAUGCAAAAAUCAACUCGAUGGAGCGGAGCCUGAGAGACAUGGAGGAGGAGCUGCUGAUGAUGAAGUCUAACGGGCUCUUGAGCUGCGAGGAGCGUCAAGAGGAGAUGAAGCAGAUGGAGGUGUACCGCAGUCACACCAAGUUCAUGAAGAACAAGAUGGAGCAGGUGAAGCAGGACCUCUCCAGGAAGGACACUGAGCUGCUCGGUUUGCAGACUAAACUGGAGACGCUAACCAACCAGUUCUCAGACAGCAAGCAACACAUCGAAGUCCUCAAGGAGUCCCUCACUGCCAAGGAGCAGCGUGCUGCCAUUUUACAGACAGAGGUGGAUGCAUUGCGUCUGCGUUUGGAAGAGAAGGAGGCAACGCUGAAUAAGAAGAGCAAGCAGAUACAGGAAAUGUCAGAGGAGAAGGGAACCCUCAACGGGGAAAUCCACGACCUGAAGGACAUGCUCGAGGUUAAGGAGCGCAAAGUUAAUGUGCUGCAGAAGAAGAUUGAGAACCUGCAGGAACAGUUGAGGGACAAAGAGAAGCAGAUGAGCAGCCUGAAGGAGAGGGUGAAAUCGCUGCAGGCAGACACUUCCAACACUGACACUGCUCUCACAACACUGGAGGAGUCUCUUGCAGAAAAGGAGCGCAUCAUUGAGCGUCUAAAGGAGCAGCGAGACAGAGACGACCGGGAGAAGACCGAGGAGCUUGACUGCAACAAAAAAGAACUGAAAGAGUUGAAGGACAGACUGAGCUUACUGCAGGGAGACCUGUCAGACAGAGAGACGUCUCUGUUGGACCUGAAGGAGCACGCGUCCUCCUUGGCCUCCUCGGGGCUGAAGAAAGACUCCAAGCUGAAGAGUAUGGAGAUUUUCUUGGAGCAGAAGAAGGAGGAAUGCCUCAAACUGGAGACCCAACUUAAGAGGGCUCAAAAUGCAGCACUGGAAGCUCAAGCCAACACUGAACUGUCUGAGCGCAUUAAAAACCUCGAGCAGGAAGUGGCUCGCCACAGAGAGGAUUCUGGGAAGGCGCAGGCUGAGGUGGACCGCCUCCUGGAGAUACUUCGUGAAAUGGAGAAUGAGAAGAAUGACAAGGACAAAAAGAUCAGUGAGCUGGAGAGUUUGACCUCCAGGCAAAUGAAAGACCAGUCGAAAAAGGUGGCAUCGCUCAAGCACAAGGAGCAGGUGGAGAAGAGCAGGAACGCUCGACUCGUGGAGGAGGCCAGGAAGAGGGAGGACAACCUGUCGGAGAACUCCCAGCAGGUGAAGGACACUCUGCGCCAGAAGUCGGAGCGCAUAGAGGAGCUGGAGGAGGCCCUGAGAGAGAGCGUUCAAAUCACCGCUGAGCGAGAGAUGGUGCUCGCACAGGAGGAGGCUGCCAGGUCCCUCCAGGAGAAACAGAAGCACUCAUUCAAACCAAUGCAUGAGUCCGACCUCGCCCACUUUAAGUGGUCUAAGAUGGAGGAGCUGCUGGGGGCCAUGGAGAAGGUGAAGCAGGAGCUGGAGUCCAUGAGGGCCAAGCUGGCAUCCACUCAGCAGUCUCUGUGUGAGAAAGAAGCACACCUCACAACCCUGCGAGCUGAGCGCAGGAAACACCUGGAGGAGGUGCUGGAGAUGAAGCAAGAGGCGCUGUUGGCUGCCAUCAGUGAGAAGGAUGCCAACAUCGCACUACUGGAGUUGUCCUCCUCUAAGAAGAAGAAAACCCAGGAUGAGGUGGCUCUGCUGAAGCGGGAGAAGGACCGACUGGUGCAACAGCUCAAACAGCAGACUCAGAACAGGAUGAAGCUGAUGGCAGACAAUUAUGAAGAUGACCAUCUGAAGACUGCACCUGUCCAGACAAAUCACAAACCCUCUCCAGAUCAGAUGAUACCCCCUCUUUUAGCCCUGUCCCAGAACCGCAGUAAGCUCAAACUCUACAUCGCCCACCUGACAGACCUCUGCCACGACCGGGACCCCAGCAUCCUCAGCCAACUCACUCCACCCUCUCACUACCACCACAGCGACCCUGAAGACUGGGAGAAGGAGCUCCAGAAGAUGAGUGUCCAACAGUUGGAGCAGGAGCUGGAGGUGUGUGAGAAGGAGAGCGGAGAGCUGCAGGAAUACGCCAACUCUGUUCUCCAGCAGAUCGCAGACUAUUGCCCCGAUAUCCUGGAGCAGGUUGUCAAUGCGCUGGAAGAGUCGUGCUGACAACUCUGACCUCAGACACAACCCGGCUGAGCCCAGGUGCCCCUACCUCCACCCAAAAAAAAAAAAAAAAAGGCUUUUGCAUGGAAGAGAGAACGUUGGGGCGCUAUCUGAUCCCGCUGGGCUCUUCUUCUUUGUCCCUCUCACCUACCCUGCAACAAACUUUCAGGACUCCUGAGUGCUUUCCUGUCUCGUACGUCGCUUAAUUGCAAAAUCUUUUGAGAAAAUAUUGUGAUCGCUCGCUGCAGAUGCUAUUUAAUUAUAGUGGGAGGCAACUAAUCACAUGUCAGAUCAACAGUAGUUAACUAGAGGGCACUGAGAAGUUCAGAAUUAGAAUUUGGGAAUGUGACUGUCGUCCUUUACGCUGUAAAAAUCACAUUGGACACAAGUUCACUGGGAGAGAAGGGAUAUGAGAAGAAAGACGCAAACACACGCACAAAGUCUUGGGGCAUACUGCCAACUUUCCUCUCCCUAGGCUGCUCCAGUUAAAGCAGCAAUCGACAAAUAGGGCAGAGUUACCUCACCCACAUUUCUUCUUUUACCCUUUAGAUUUCUCUUACAUCUUUGAGAUAAAAAAAAAUAAAUAAAGAGGUAAAUAUAUUACUUACAUGGGACAGGAAAGCACUUUUCGUCUUGGAGAAUCGGGGAGCUGCUACAUCUCGAGGGGGCAGAGAUGAUCAGGGUCCAGCGGGUAAAAACGUGGAGCCAUGUAGAAGUUUGUUUUGCGCAACACUUACGAAAUGCCACUUUUUAAACCAAAAUGAAAGCGUCACGUUUUCAGAAAUGUCUCCUGUCCCAGCUCUGAGCUGCGGCUAGGAUUAGGUUGUUAGGUACGCUACGGCGUCGUCUGUGGUUGAGUCACCGGCAUUAGAGGGGGGAUCAAGGCCCGACAUAGAUCAAAGAUCAGAUUUUAGUUACUACGUUCUCAAUGGACGAGAGAGAGGAUUUAAAAAAAGAAAAAGAAAAAGAAAAGCUUUUAUUAUUGGUGACGUGUUAAUUUUUUAGAUGGUUUUGCACACAACGUCCACUUGUUUAUGAGGUAUGCAAUGUUUCUUUUGAGAACGUUCUAGUGGCCUUGGAGCAUGCACAAAGAGCAGUACUGGACCUAACGCAGGGACACUUAGUCCUCUGCAAUACUGGUGCUAAGGCAUGAUGUGAGAACUUUCAAUCUGACACGCUGGUCAUUCAGUCUCAUCCAAAGUUUCUAUAGUUCUUAAACCCGCCUGAUCUUUCGUUCCUUGACUGAAUCACUGAAGAAAACAAGCGGCGGCCCCUUUUUUUUUUUUUUUUCUUGUAAUUUUUCAGAUCACUUCCCAGUGAUGCCUCUGUUGUUGUAUUUUUUUGAAAUCUUCAGGUUUGAGGUUUUUUAAUUACUAAGUGCAUCUACAUUUACAAGAAACGAGUCACUUUUCAGCAGAUUUUGACUUUUUAGAUCAGUUUGUAAAUAAUGUGAUAUUUAACACGUACAGUGACUGAAUAAAGGUAAUUAAGUGGAAGGUGUUGUGCAUUCUUUAAAAAAAAAAUAAUAAUAAUCUGAAAGCAGUGCAGUUGUCUUGUGUCUAAUUUUGUCUUUGGGACAAAAUGUGUGUGCGUGACAGUACUGCCAUAACUUGCGGAAAGUCAUGUUCUAUAGAGAUCUAUAUAAAUAUAAUACAUAUAAAUAUAUAUAUAUAUAAUGUUUACCGUAUCGAUAUGCAUUGAAUGUUUGCACAGAAUCUUGAAGAGCAACAAAAUGCUCUGAACAAAAUGACUGUCGAGUUAGUGUCCCCAGCACAAACUGAGGAAAGAGGUGUCAAAAAAAACAAAAACAAAAACAACAACUUUGUGUCAAAAAUAAUGUGUGAACUAAAAAUGUUUUCAAACGUGACUGUGUGAUGGGAGAGUACUUUUCUUGCAUUUAUUUCUAAUGGUCUUUUUUUUUAUAUAUAUAUACUUUCACCAGGUGGUGAUGUAAAUGUAUUAUCCAGACAUUUCAGUGUUGGUGUCUUUUUAUUUGUCGGUUGAUGUCAAAGGCAGGUCGAGCCUGAUGGAUAAAAACAAGCCCCCCUCCACCCCCUCCUGCUGUUACAGGAGAAGCACAAUGCUACACGACAAAACAGUGCAACGUGCGUCAGUAUACGUCUUAAAAUAGAUGCAUUUUCUAGCAAACUUCCCACAUGUCGCUGAUUUCCAGAUAAAUUUGGGAAGGGAGGCACGGUGGAAACAGAACACACCCCUUGUGUGUGGGCGUUGGAGGACGUUAGUCGGAGGCUUGUUUUUGUGCUCGUCAUCCUAAACCUCUUGAGUGGAGAUUAUUUCCAUUCCUUUAACCCCCUCGCUGUUGAGUUUGGAGAGAAGACAGCAUCUUUCAAAGUGUUUUUUUUUUUUUUUCCCCCCAUGCUUCGGCCUCCGUGUCCCUCCCUGCCCCCUUUGCCUUAACGUCUGAUCAUCUCUUUUUCCUCAACUCCUUACUGCGACACACACACAGCUGAUUGAGGGGCUUCUGUUCAGUUCACAGCAUUUUGUUUCAUCAUUUUUUUUUUUUUUUUUUUUUUGCAGACAAUGUACUGCCUUCUGUCUGUUCGUGUUAAGAAUCAAACUGUGUAAAAAGAAAAGCAAAACAGAUUUGUUUGUGAGUUACUUGGAUUUUGUAUGUAUGUAAAUAAAUAAAUUAUAAGCCUUG